Molecule: messenger RNA, 1035 nt
Organism: Uranotaenia lowii
Lineage: Eukaryota; Metazoa; Arthropoda; Insecta; Diptera; Culicidae
Product: mucin-2-like
Exons: 1
Source: RefSeq, a predicted model, not a curated record
CGAAUUUCGGAUGCCAAUCCUGCGCCAAAUGAUUUCGAAAAUGAACAAACUACUUCAUCAAGACCGCCUUACAAUUUCGAAAGGCCUGAAACUCCGGUGAGGCCUUUCAUAACAGGGGUUCCUAUCCCGGAGCAGAUCGUUCCUUCGAUGCAACAGACCUUUAGGCCAGGAUUUGUAUCGCAAAACAGGCCUCCAUGGCAGAGACCUAAGCCUCGACCUCCAAUUUCACCCAAUCGACGUCCGAUGCCUCCAUACAAACCUUAUCCCACGAAUGUGGAAUACGGAAAGCCAGAAAGCAAUUCUGCCAACCACCCCGUUACGACGAAUGACGACAUUCUUCAGAGUGAAACUACAACCACAACUACGGAGAAGCACCAGGAAGAGUCCGAUACGAAAACAACAACCGAAACCGACAAUCACGAGAUCAUUACCGAAAUUCCGAUCAACGAAAACAAGGAAGUGACGAAACCUCCACGAAAAAGCGAAAAACCAAGAAAACCUGCGCCCGAGGUCAAAUACACAAUCGAUACUCCAACGAGCAGCUCAGAAACUCCAAUCGAAAUCAGUACGACCACAUCCUCGGAACAGUUCCAAACCGAAGUUCCCAGCGUCUACGAAAUCAACUCAAUCGAGUACUUGCCCUCGGAUUCUGGUUCAACGGCCAGCUACUCGCUGGAACCAUCGAUAAGUGAGGAAUCUUUCAUCCCCACCAAGGAACUGAUAACUCCUACCAAAACCAUGACUUCAACCACGUCUUCCUCAACUUCAUCAACAACCACUACCACCUCGACUGUGAUCAGUUCUUCAUCAACGACAACAACCAUGGCACCAAACCACAAACCGGAACAAAUCACCACAACUCUAUCGUCCUCUUCCUCAACCCCUACACCGGCACUAACCAAAACCACCACCGACUACCGGUUCCAUCCACGUCCGGGUCUUGUCCUAGAUGACCCCGAUUUUAAACCCGGUGGCAACAAGAAUCCCAUCCGAACCCAGAAUCCCUACAUGCAGGCCCCAGACAUCCAGACUCGA